AUGCGCCUCCUCCUCCUCGUCCCCUUCCUCCUCUCCCUCGCCGCCGCCCAGUUCGGCUUCUUCGAGCAAAUGUUCAGCGGCGGCAACGCGGGCCACGAGCAUCACCAACAGCAGCAGCGCGUCAACCCGAGCGACGCCUCCAUCUACCACCAGAGCUACCUCCAAUCCGUCUGCGACCGCUACCUCUGCCCCGACACCCUCGCCUGCGUCCACUUCCCGCACCACUGCCCCUGCGCCUGGGACGCCAAUGAGGACAAGUUCGAGCUGGGCGAUGGACGCCGCGUCUGCGCGUCAAAGGGCGGCUUCAAGGCCGGCGAGGCGGCGCGCAAGCUCGAGCUCGCCCGCAAGGGUCUGCUGUGA
Messenger RNA from Hirsutella rhossiliensis, 360 nucleotides. RefSeq lists its product as uncharacterized. The record is from RefSeq and is a predicted model, not a curated record. The transcript is spliced from 2 exons. NCBI's taxonomy places the organism in Eukaryota, Fungi, Ascomycota, Sordariomycetes, Hypocreales, Ophiocordycipitaceae. Bases 1 to 360 code for a protein of 119 amino acids.